Molecule: messenger RNA, 2143 nt
Organism: Ceratina calcarata
Lineage: Eukaryota; Metazoa; Arthropoda; Insecta; Hymenoptera; Apidae
Exons: 5
Coding region: 189-1661 (490 amino acids)
Source: RefSeq, a predicted model, not a curated record
CGGUUUUUCUGAGAACCUGCGUAUCAUCCACGGUGCUGCGAGCGCACCACUCGCUUCCGUAUCAUUCGUGACGAGCUCUCGAAAGUUGCAUAUGGUUGCACGGUUGUUUUGUUGCCGCCGCGAGCGAUGAUACGUCUAAACAUUAGAGCGAACUCGUUGAUGGUUUAACGUCGGGCCGAGGUGAAAAAAUGGGAAAUCAAGCGUCGCGUGGUGCACACGCAGCCACCAAGAAGACUGAUACAGUCGCGAACGCCGGCGACACAGCGAACGCGAAUAGCCUUUCAAAAAGUUCUUCAGGAACCGAGCUAGAAAGCAAUUCGCACAUGCAAUUCUUCCCAAUCGAGAGUCUGGCGAAGACUCUGUCCCAUUUGAGCCACGAAGAGGAACAUGUGCACGGCAUCACGAAAUCUGUGUUUCAACGGUACCUCUUUCCAAAUUAUCCAGAUCUGGGUGACAAGCUGUUCGAUUAUCUCUACUGUUCUGCCAACGUGAACACUUCGCAUCUGAGCGCGAAUGCUUUCAAGCAACAAGCCGAAAAGUUCCUCUCAGUAAUGAAUGAUCACAUUGUACUAGAAAAUUAUGUUAAAUUAUAUUCGAACGUGAAAGGGGACGGUGGCAUGAGCCCUGAAGGAUUGAAGGCCUUAUUGAACAUGUCUUAUAAGAUCGCUGUGGACAGCACCGGUGCUCCUUCUUGCCUGUACGCGGAUCUGAUCAUGGACGCGGCCGUAUCGUCAUGUUUUCACGGGAAAUACGCGUUGUCCGUGAGUUACGUGAGCAACUGGAUCUGGCAGCAUUGUCCACGAGUGAUAUACGGCCCCCAUCGCUACGUGAUACACGUACUCACGACCGCGUACCGAAACGGCAAGGCUCUGUUGUCCAAGGAACAACCGCAACCGCAUUUGGAGAUACCCACGCCAAUAUUGGAGCAGCCGGAGUCCAUAGACUUCUCUCAGUCCUUACUGCCUGCCAGCUACGUAUGGCUGCUAUCCAGCACAUUACCUCAAUGUUAUCUUCAGGUAGAUGAUUCGCCGACGGAUACUCCCCAUGCGCUGAUGGCCAAACGAAUGGGCAACGUGUACCCGAGACAUUGGACUUUGUUGUACCACAGCUCGGAACACGGCACAGGUGCUAAUCGUUUUCUCCAUCACGUGUUAGGAUACCGGGGUCCCACUCUUCUGUUCAUAAAGGCUAUUAGCCCUGAUAAAAGUACCGUGGCUCCCACGUACUGUAUAUGCUCAUCGUUGGAAUGGCGCGAGAGCCAUUUGUAUUGGGGUGACGAGGACUCGAUGGCCAUCGAGCUGUUCCCAUCGUACAAGGUGAUCGAAAAGGGGCCCAAAGUGUUGUACUUGAACACUAGUAUCAGGGGCUAUCCUCACGGGUUGCGGUUCGGCAGCAAUCCACGCUCUCCGAACAUCAGCAUAGACGAAUCAUUCCAGUCGGUCAGUAUUUCAGGUGCACCUUACCCGAUCAGUAGCUUGGAAGUUUGGGGCUGCGGAAAUACGAAGUCAAGGGAACGUCAACUGGAGAUUAAGAAGUGGCAAGUGAAGGAAGCGGAGAGGCAGAGGAUCGUCAAGUUGAGCGCCAGUGAUUGGAUCGAUCAUCCGGAUCGCUACUUACUCGAGCUGGCGGGUAGGGCGUCCUAUAACGAAUCGAAUAAAUAGGCCUGAGAAAUACUGUGUUAUAGCACAAACGUUAAUUCAGGAUUUUUAGUAGGCUACUUUGUAUAUAUGUAUAUACCAUCAAGCGUAAUUUUUUUUCUUACUAUGUACUCAUGCUGUACGUGUAAGAUUGCAGCUAUGGUACUCGUUUUAUCUUCGACCGAAAACGAAUAUGUGUUUACCUGAUGCACAGAUUUUAAUUAACCGAUCAAUCAAUUUUAACAAAGUACGACAAAAAUUUAUUCAAUUACUGUAGUAUUUAAAGUGUAUCAUAGCAGAAAAGGAAAUGUUCCUUGUUAAUUUAUUUGAUAAAACGGUUACUUAAAAUUACUUAAAAACCCAAGUACUUAUCUUAAAGACCUGACGCAGUAUAUUUUUAAAUCCUAUCUCCAAGCUCAAUAAUAUUAAACGUAUUGUGAAAGUAUUGUUGAUGAGAAUAUGCUAUCUCAAAGUACGACGAUUAAAGAUUUACGCUAAAAAGAGAA